CAUUUUGCACGAUAUGCGCGAGUAUAAAUGCCCCCACCCAAGUGCAGUGGAGCAUCAGACAGUUGUCAGCAUUCCCAGGAAUACAACAGCCAGCCACCUUCAAGCUUCAACAUGAAAUUCGUCAUUGUUCUCGCCUUCGCCCUGUUCGCAGUGGCCGCCGCCCGCCCCAACGCUGUGGAGAUUGUCCGCCAGAAUUCCGACGUGGGAGUUGAGAGCUACAACUACGGCCUGGAGACCAGCGACGGCACCAAGAAGGAGGAGAAGGGUGAGCUGAAGAACCUUGGACACGAGGAUGAGGCCAUCGUUGUCCACGGAUCGUACUCCUUCGUCGCCGAUGAUGGUGUCACCUACACCGUCACCUACGUUGCCGAUGAGAACGGUUUCCAGCCCUCGGGCGCCCAUUUGCCCGUUGCCCCCGCUGCCUAAACUGGACUCUUCCACACACGCACACAAUGAUGAA
This is a messenger RNA of Drosophila subobscura, 460 nucleotides long. RefSeq names its product larval cuticle protein 65Ag1-like. Gene Ontology annotation, cellular component: chitin-based extracellular matrix. The record is from RefSeq and is a predicted model, not a curated record. Gene Ontology annotation, molecular function: structural constituent of chitin-based larval cuticle. NCBI's taxonomy places the organism in Eukaryota, Metazoa, Arthropoda, Insecta, Diptera, Drosophilidae. The transcript has a single exon. Bases 28 to 426 code for a protein of 132 amino acids.